Molecule: messenger RNA, 1227 nt
Organism: Penicillium lagena
Lineage: Eukaryota; Fungi; Ascomycota; Eurotiomycetes; Eurotiales; Aspergillaceae
Product: cobalamin-independent methionine synthase II family protein
Exons: 2
Coding region: 1-1227 (408 amino acids)
Molecular function (GO): zinc ion binding; 5-methyltetrahydropteroyltriglutamate-homocysteine S-methyltransferase activity
Source: RefSeq, a predicted model, not a curated record
AUGGUUUCCAAGCUGCACAGCGCACCGCCCUUCCGGGCGGAACAUAUGGGUUCGUUGUUGCGUCCGGAGAGUUUACUCGACGUGCGCGCCAAGAUCCGCGAUACGGGCGUGUCAGCCGAGGCGGCCGGGCUGCCGGCAGUUGAGAAACAGGCAGUUGGGGACGUGGUCAAGCUGCAGCGGGACCUUGGGUUCAAGGCGGUUUCCUCCGGAGAGUACAACCGCACGCGUUUCUGGGGGCUGAUGUGGGACGAGUUCCAGGGAACCAUCCGUUUGCAAGACGCAGAGGCCUCGAUGUUCAGACUGUACCACCCGGAUGUCGUGAGUCUGAUUGAGACGGACCGGAAAGUGAUGCCCGGAGACUCGGUGAUUGCCGGGUCCAAACUAUCGCACAGCACAAGCAAGUCGCUUUCGAAUCUGCACGAGCUCCAGUUGGUCCAGCAGUCGCUGCCCGAGAGUGAAUGGGGCAACAUCAAACUGACCAUGAUCACCCCGGCUUGGUUCCACAUGCGUUACAAGCAAGGAAAGGCAUACACGCCAGAAGCGUAUGCCAACGAUGCGGAAUACUUCAAGGACGUUGCCAAGGUGUACAAGGCGGAGCUGGAGUCCCUGUACAAAGCCGGUUUGAGAAACGUCCAGUUUGACGAUCCAGGAAUGGCGUACUUUUGCUCCAAAUCAUUCCGCCAGGGCUGGGAGGAGGACAAGGACAAUAUUGGCACGGUGGAGGACUUGCUGGAUGCGUACAUUCAGCUGUACAACGACUGCCUCAGUGGCCUUCCGGAGGACAUGCACACCGGCAUUCACCUGUGCCGAGGCAACUUCAUUGGUGGGAGACAUUUUGCCGAAGGCUCGUACGAUAUCAUUGCGAAGAAGCUAUUUGAGAACCUCGACGUCAACACGUUCUACCUGGAGUACGACACAGAGCGGGCUGGCGGAUUUGAGCCUCUCAAAUUCCUGCCGAAGAAUAAGAACGUCGUUGUUGGCGCGAUCAGCACGAAGCUCCGGGAGCUGGAGAACAAGGAGGCGAUCAAGGAACGGAUCUACAAGGCUGCAGAAUUUGUUGCGGCAGGGAGCGGAGAGACACGCGAGGAGGCCCUCAAAAGGGUCUGCCUCAGUCCCCAAUGUGGAUUCAGUACACACGAAACGGGGUAUCCGCUGAGUGUGGAGGAUGAGAAACAGAAGCUGGGCCUGAUUAGGCAAAUUGCAGAUGAAAUCUGGGGAGAGCCGUGA